AAUAUCGCACCAUGUUUCAUCCUAACCAACGUGUGCUAAGUCACUUUGUUCCCACAUUUCCUCACUAGUUUCCAAGCCUCGUUUACAGAGAAAGAACCCCUAGAUGAUCCAGCGAAUACCACUUUGUCUACAGAGCCAGAAUAUGGAGAUAUCAACCCGCACAAAGCCAUCUAAGUUUCAAGCAGAUCAUCAGACCUUGCUGGAGGCUGUCUCCAUUCAUUUGCCUUAAUAACAUCUGCGACUGUGGCCUCAUUACCUAAAGCUGAAUCAUAACCAUUCUAAAGCACAUGUAAAUUUUUGCAUAGACUUGAAAUGAAACAAGUUUUUCAUAUAAGCUAUGUAUAAACUUGUUGUUUGAUGAACACCGUGAUUUCAAAUGUGCCUGAAGAACUUAGCACAAUAAGGUGUUCGAUAAGUUGCUUUUGAGAACAAAUGAUAUAACAGGUUUUUCAACUCCUAUUGAAUGAAUGGAUUGUUUUGUAUAAAUUUCUGCUUCAUUUUUUUUUUUUUUUGGAUGUAUUUUUAACUUUGGCAAUUCUUCUGCUGGUACAUUGACCAGACGAAGCUGGUGGAGCUUGCAAUUAUUCACUCUCCCCUCCUCGGAAGGGUUGAUGCUAGAUCUACAGGAAUAAAUGAUGUGAGGAAUUUACAGCUUCAAUUUCAAACCAAACUGUCAGAUUCUCUGUUUACUGGAAGGAAACUACGAGGAGUUGGGGGUGCUCGCAUUUCCGUUGCGUUGAUCGAUGCGAAUACCAGGGAUGUUGUUACAUCAGGCCUGGAAUCCUCCAUUAAGUUGGAUGUUGUCGUGCUUGAAGGUGACUUCAACAAAGAUGAUGAGGAUGACUGGGCUCAUGAAGAGUUUGAGAACUUCGUGGUUAAAGAGCGUCAACAAAAGGGUCUGCUUUUGACGGGGGAUCUCCAAGUAACGCUCAAUGGAGGUGUUGGGAAGCUGGGAGAACUGAUAUUUACUGACAAUUCUAGCUGGAAUAGGAGUAAAAGAUUUAGGAUAGGGCUGAAGAAGGCAUCGGGUUAUUGUGGGAAUACACGAAUCAGAGAAGCCAAAACAGAUGCCUUCCGUGUUAAAGAACAUAGAGGAGAAUCAUCCAAGAAACAUGAUAUACCUGCAUUCGAGGAUGACGUCUGGAGGUUGAAGAUGAUUGCCAAGGAUGGGAAAUAUCACCGAAAACUGAGUGAAGCCGGAAUACAUAAAGUGGGAGACUUUCUACUUCAAUUGUUUACGGACCCCAUGAAACUGAAAGAGAUUCUUGGAAUGAGCCCAAAUUCGACGAACUGGGAUACCCUUGAAAAUCAUGCAAAGAGUUGCAAGAUAAAUUGGAAACUUUAUUUGUACUAUACUGAUGGCACGAGAAAGCAUGGUGCUGUAUUCAACACUGAUCAUCAGCUAAUUGGCCUAAUCAAAGAUAGAAUAUAUUGUGCUUCUGAUGGACUUUCUGCUGAUGAUCUGGAACAUGGAGAUACAAUCGUGAAAAAGGCCCUUGGUAACAAGAAUGAUGUUAUGGAGUUCAACGGUGAGACCUUUUCUCCUUCAAUGCAAAAGGAGAGCUCGAGCUCCAUUCCAUGUAAAGUAUUUGAAGGACAAAUUGAAAAUCUCACCCCUGUUCAAAGUAAUUUGGCUCCACGAGUCUGGGCUGCUCGAGGUGGUUCGGAAGCUCCUCUGGCAAAUCUGGGCUUGACUGCUGAAGGUACGUGCUCUAAAGCACAAUAUUUUCUCUUCCUCUAAGCAAAUACAAAGAUGUGGCCAGGGAAAUAGCGAUGAAUAUAGGACUUUCCACUUGAUUGUUGAGCUUUGAUAAAUUAAACCAAUGCGAUCCAGAUCCUUAUGACUUGGGUUCCACAUAACAUGAAGAGUUGAGUUUCCCAGCCACCCUUCAAAUGAACUUUCAUCCAAAGAAAUUUAACUAAAUUUUCUCCCUCUUUGGCACUGACAUAGAAGCUAUACGUAAAGGAUUCCCAUUUGCAAGUUAGGCUUCAGUUUGUCACUAGAUGCAACCGAAAAUGCUCAGAAAUAGUUUUUACCAAUGACGAACAAACAAGAAGAGGACGUUAUUGCCAGUUACUACCAAAAGCAGUAAUUUAUCAAGGUUCGAUUUAAGAGACGCGACUUCAAUUUGGACGUGAGUUGAAGUAUCAAAAUGAUCUAUAAGGACAUGCAAUGUGGAGAAUAGUCAAUUUUUAAUGCUAAUUGUCCACAAAAAGAUACAUUCCGUAAGGUGUGAUUGUUGCAAAAUGAGCCUCAUUCAAUACAUUCUAUCCAUUUGGCCAUAUAUGUAUGUACAUACGUACGUAUGUGUCAUGGGCUCUGUCCAAGCAAUUAAAAAGCAACUAAAAAAAUUAGGUGGUAACAGGUACCACGUUGAGUGGGUGAUUGGGGGAGGGGGAUGGCCGAUACUCAUGAACACUUCACUUUUGUGAUGCUAAGUGAUAUCGACGAGAUAUUGCUAUCACUAGGUAGACAUGAAUAGAUGAAAUAAGCACACAACAAUGUGUUUAUAUGUGCUUUUUCGUUAAAUGGUGACUGGAAUAUCAUAUGUUAGAAAAGAAGGUUGGUUUGUUAAAUUUAUAUGUCAAAAAUUGUAAAGGGUCUUGUCAAUUGAAGCACUUAAAGAUAACAAAGACCAGUGGCAAGAAAAACUAAAGAGGUGUGGGGCGAGAAAAAAAAAUUAGUAGCACUUUCCAUUAUAGUAAAAACUCAUAACCGUUCAUUGUAAAAUUCUUUAUGAGAAUGUACACCUGAGCUCACGUCAACCUCUGUUUACU
Messenger RNA from Eucalyptus grandis, 2778 nucleotides. RefSeq names its product calmodulin-binding protein 60 D-like. NCBI's taxonomy places the organism in Eukaryota, Viridiplantae, Streptophyta, Magnoliopsida, Myrtales, Myrtaceae. Gene Ontology annotation, molecular function: calmodulin binding; DNA-binding transcription factor activity; sequence-specific DNA binding. The transcript has 5 exons. The record is from RefSeq and is a predicted model, not a curated record. Gene Ontology annotation, biological process: regulation of salicylic acid biosynthetic process. Bases 1154 to 1741 code for a protein of 195 amino acids. Gene Ontology annotation, cellular component: nucleus.